Ictalurus furcatus (blue catfish) is the source of this 4429-nucleotide messenger RNA. It is a transcript of the gene wdr26b, whose product is annotated as WD repeat domain 26b. Lineage: Eukaryota; Metazoa; Chordata; Actinopteri; Siluriformes; Ictaluridae. The transcript has 13 exons. The coding region runs from base 452 to 2449 and encodes 665 amino acids. Gene Ontology annotation, molecular function: protein binding. Gene Ontology annotation, biological process: proteasome-mediated ubiquitin-dependent protein catabolic process. Gene Ontology annotation, cellular component: GID complex. The record is from RefSeq and is a predicted model, not a curated record.
CGUCAGCGCGUCUGGACUCCAUUAGAAGCUGCAGCUGUUUGGAGAGAAACAACAACAACAGAAAAAGAAAGGCGACGCUUUUCCCCCUCACAGACACCGUGGAGUCCUGAACCUGCACCGGUGCCCUUCUCUUUUCCUUCCCCCUUCCCCUCUACCCCCCGGGAGCUGAGUGUCUCCUGUCCCCGUAUCCCUCGCGGGGCAUCACGGGCUUCUCACCACGGCCGCUCUCGGUGAGGGAACUCUGGCCUCCGCUUCCUCCUCCUCCGACUCGGACACCGGCGGAGCGUCGCCGCCCCCGCGGAAGAAGCGCCGAGCCUCGGCGGCGGAGGGAGCAGGAGAGCCCGAGGCUUCAGCAGUAGCAGCAGGCCCGGCGGGCCUCUCCGCGGCGCUUUCCGCACGAACUCCCCCGCAUCCUCACGCCGUUCACUUCAGCCGCAGCGCCGGCAACAACAUGCAGUCCAACGGGGCCGAUCAGGGACAGGACUCCGGGCUCAGCUGCCAAAACAAUAACGCACAGAACCUAGAGAACGGAGAGAACGGAGAGUGCUCCAGCGGCAGGGGGGAAACGGCGCACUCUAACGGGCUCCUCUCCGGAUCCGGUACCGGGAACAACACGGCCCAGACCGGGACUCCUGCACUCUUAUCCUCCGGGUCCGGGUCCUUAAAGAAGCAAAAACGCCUUUCACAGUCUGAGGAGGAUGUGAUCCGACUCAUAGGGCAACAUCUGCACGGACUGGGGCUGAAUCAGACAGUGGAUCUGUUGAUGCAGGAGUCGGGCUGUAGGCUGGAACACCCCGCUGCUACCAAGUUCAGAAACCACAUCAUGGCAGGAGAGUGGGACAAGGCGGAAAAUGACCUCAGCGAGCUCAAAGGCCUGAUGCAUUCACCCAACGCUAUUGUGCGGAUGAAGUUUCUCCUCCUGCAGCAGAAGUAUCUGGAGUAUUUGGAGGACGGGAAAGUUCUGGAAGCGUUACAGGUGUUGAGAGGAGAACUGACUCCACUCAAAUACAACACGGACCGAAUCCACGUCCUCAGCGGGUAUCUGAUGUGCAGUCACGCCGAGGACCUGAGAGCCAAAGCCGAGUGGGAGGGGAAAGGAGUGAGCUCACGCUCCAAACUGCUCGAUAAACUACAGACGUACCUCCCCCCCUCGGUGAUGCUGCCCCCCCGGAGGUUACACACACUCCUGCGUCAGGCCGUGGAGUUACAGAGAGACCGCUGCCUUUAUCACAACACCAAGACGGACAACAACCUCGACUCUGUUUCACUGCUGCUGGACCACGUGUGCAGCAGGAAGCAGUUCCCCUGUUACACUCAGCAGAUUCUGACCGAACACUGUAACGAGGUUUGGUUCUGCAAGUUCUCUAACGACGGCACCAAACUCGCCACCGGAUCCAAAGACACCACCGUGAUCGUGUGGCAGGUGGACCCGGACACACACCAGCUGAAGUUGUGGAGGACGUUGGAAGGUCACGCGUACGGAGUGUCUUACCUGGCCUGGAGUCCUGAUGACAUGUACCUCAUCGCCUGCGGCCCAGACGACUGCUCGGAACUCUGGCUCUGGAACGUACAGACAGGUGAACUGCGUACGAAGAUGAGCCAGUCUCAUGAGGACAGUCUGACCAGCGUCGCCUGGAACCCCGACGGCAAGCGGUUCGUUACAGGAGGACAGCGGGGACAGUUCUACCAAUGCGACCUGGACGGUAACCUGGUGGACUCCUGGGAGGGAGUGCGUGUUCAGUGUUUAUGGUGUGUGAGCGAUGGCCGAACGGUUUUGGCCUCCGAUACACACCAACGCAUCCGCGCCUACAACUUCGAGGACCUGACCGACAGAAACAUAGUUCAGGAGGAUCAUCCGGUCAUGUCUUUCACUGUCUCUAAGAACGGACGAUUAGCUUUGUUAAAUGUAGCAACUCAGGGGGUUCAUCUCUGGGACCUGCAGGACCGUGUGUUGGUGAGGAAGUAUCAGGGAGUGACGCAGGGCUUCUACACCAUCCACUCCUGCUUCGGCGGCCAUAACGAGGACUUCAUCGCCAGCGGCAGUGAAGAUCAUAAGGUAUAUAUUUGGCACAAGCGUAGCGAGCUGCCCAUAGCUGAGCUAACGGGACACACUCGCACUGUGAACUGUGUUAGCUGGAACCCGUGUGUGCCGAGCCUGAUGGCCAGCGCUUCAGACGAUGGCACGGUUCGAGUGUGGGGCCCCGCCCCCUUCCUCCACGCACAGGAAGUGGACACUUUCAACGGUAAUGCUCGCUCACUGAUCACGGAACACUAUGCACUAACAUCUGGAGCAGUUACACUGAGAUCUCUCUCUCGCUCUCUCUUACUGUCUCUAUUUAUAUGUGUGUCUCUCUGUCCUUUCCUCUCCCGCUCACACUUCAGUUUUAACAGUGGACAUUGUCCCAGAGCAGCUUUACAGAAAUAUAUACAUUCAGGAUAUAGAUGUUAAACGUAUGAAUUUGUCCCUAAAGAGCAGACAGAGGCGAGGGUGGUGAGGAAAAACUCCCAGAGAUGAUAUGAGGAAGAAACCUUGAGAGGAACCAGUGCAGUUUUGUAAACAGGAAUUUCACAUGAAGUCUGUUCUGUUGAACUGUUCAUAUUAAUUACAGUCCAAAGCAUCGUCAUGGUUUUUAUAAAGUAGUACCAUCCUCAGUAAUCUCAUGGUGAGUGAUUUCCAACUGAUGAGAACUCCAACCAGAAGUAGGACAUCAGGAUGGAUCAGGCAGGUCCGGAGAGCAGAAGGGGUCAGGAUCACUGGCAUCUCAGGAGUAUCCUGUAGCUCGACAGAGAGAGAGAGAGAGAGAGAGAGAGAGAGAGAGAGAUUAUUAGGUAUGGUUAUUGUCCCGUAAUGGUGAAGGACAGUGUACUGUGUGUGAGUGAAAGCAGGGACUCUGGCAAGACUAGCUAUGACCUCAUAACUAAAAGGUUGAACCAGAAGGGAACACAGACAUGAGGACUUCCUGGGACAUAAUGCAGCCAGACACUCCACCAUCAACACACCUGGGUGAAGGUGUUAAAGUGGAAGAGCGACAGCAUCCAAACAUCCCAGUUCACCACGACACUCUAUACCUGUGAUCCUCUAGAUCUGCUCCUUUACCUAACAACAAAACUAUUCACAACAAGCUUGAGUAAACAAAUAUGUUUUCAGUCUGGACUUAAACACUGAGACUGUGUCUGAGUCCCGAACACUAACUGGAAGACUGUUCCAUAACUGUGGGGCUCUAUAAGAGAAAGCUCUUCCCCCUGCUGUAGCCUUCACUAUUCCAGGUACCAACAAAUAGCCUGCAUCUUUUGAUCUCAUUAGGCGUGGCCGAGCAUAAAAGAUCAGAAGUUCUCUCAGAUACUGUGGCGCGAGAGCGUUUAGUGCUUUAUAGGUUAAUAAUAGUAUUUUAUAAUCAAUGUGAGAUUUCACUGGGAGCCAAUGCAGUGUGGAUAAGAUCGGGGUGAUGUGGGCGUAUCUUCUGGUUCUAGUUAGGACUCUAGCAGCUGCAUUCUGGACUGACUGGAGUUUGUUUAUGCUCCUACUGGAACAUCCAGACAGUAAGACAUUACAGUAAUCUAGUCUAGAGGUGACGAAAGCAUGAACUAAUAUUUCUGCAUCAUGUAGUGACAAUAUAUGUCUUAUCUUAGAAAUAUUUCUGAGAUGAAAGAAGACUAUCCUAGUAAUAUUAUCUACAUGAGCAUCAGAUGAUAGACUGGAGUCAAUAAUCACUCCAAGGUCUUUUACUGCUGCACAUGAUGACACAGAAAGAACAUCCAGAGUUACUGUGUGAUCAGAAAGAUUACUUCUAGCUGCAUGUGGUCCUAGUACAAGUUCUUCUGUUUGAUCAGAAUUAAGUAAAAGGAAAUUAAUAUUCAUCCAGCGUCUAAUGUCCUUUACACAUUCCUCAACUUUACUAAGCUUCUGUCUGUCCUCUGGCUUCGCUGAAACAUACAGCUGUGUAUCAUCAGCAUAACAGUGGAAGAUAAUUCCAUAUUUACGAAUAAUUUGACCUAGAGGUAGCAUAUAUAAAGUAAAAAGCAGUGGGCCUAAAACAGAACCUUGUGGAACACCAAAUUUAACCUCGGUAUGUGUGGAGAAGUCUCCAUUUACAUCUACGAACUGAUAACGAUCGGUCAGAUAAGACCUGAGCCAGGAGAGGACUGUUCCCUUAAUGCCAACAACAUUUUCUAAUCUAUCAAGGAGAAUAGUGUGAUCUAUAGUAUCAAAAGCUGCACUAAGGUCGAGUAACACAAGCAGCGAGACACAACCCUGAUCAGAGGUCAGUAGAAGGUCAUUUACUACUUUAACCAGUGCUGUCUCUGUGCUAGGAUGAGGUCUAAAUCCUGAUACAUUUCAUGAAUGUACACUUCUCUGUUUCUCUCUUUUUCACUCUCUCACUCUUUAUUUCUCUCUUCUAUCUGUCUCACUCUCUGUCUGUCUGUCUCU